Messenger RNA from Ricinus communis (castor bean), 2323 nucleotides. RefSeq lists its product as uncharacterized. NCBI's taxonomy places the organism in Eukaryota, Viridiplantae, Streptophyta, Magnoliopsida, Malpighiales, Euphorbiaceae. The transcript is spliced from 5 exons. The record is from RefSeq and is a predicted model, not a curated record. The coding region runs from base 302 to 1660 and encodes 452 amino acids. Gene Ontology annotation, molecular function: nucleic acid binding.
UACGAUGCGAAUGAUAACACAACAACUACAACACACGCUAUCGUCUCUCUCUCUCUAGAUUGAUAGAUAGAUCGUUACUUCUCUCUCUAACCCCAAAAAUUCCAAACCCUAAAACCUUCUAAAAAAAAAAUAUUUAUUCACAUGAAACGCCCAAUCCACACGCAAACCACCCUAGAAUCAAAUUCUAAUCAAUCAACCAAAAAAUCAAUUUGAUGAUUAGAUUAAUAAAGUUAUCAUAUUCUUCUCAGAAACCCUAGCAGCAGCUUAAAUUCGGAUUUUUUUUCUUCAUUUUGUUGUUGGAAUGGAGGAGGAUCUCGGAGCCCCGGAGUCAUGGGAGGUUGCUGAUCUGGACCAGACGAUGAGUCGUUUGAUGCUCAAUAAUAACAAUAGCAAUGACUCCUCCUCCUCCAAACAGGCCUCUCGAGAUUCUUCUUCUUCGGUUUCGGUUCAUAAUUCCGGUUCGGGUGACGGUUUAAUUAAUCAGGUUGAUCAGUUCCUUCGGGAUGCCUUGAACAACCCCCGUGAGCGCCUUUCCAUUUUGAGGAUGGAGCAAGAUGUUGAAAAGUUUAUUCGUGAUCCUACACAACAACAAUUAGAAUUUCAGCAGUUGCCCACUUCAUAUUUACGGUUGGCUGCACAUCGUGUGGCACAGCAUUAUUCGCUGCAAUCAAUGGUUUUGCUAGACAAUAACUUACCUGAUGGUUCUGGUUCCAGAAUUAUUGUCCGCAAGACAUCUGAGUGUAGGCUGCCUUCGAUUCGCUUGGCUGACAUUCCUGUGAAUUUGCCAUCUGAAGACAGUGGUGUCGUCAAAGUUGCAAUUAAACAAAGGCCCCAGAAAAGGUCUCAAAGUGCCAACAAUUCUAAUUCGAAUUCCUCAAAGGCAAAUAAUUCCAAAAGUGUGGAGGAAAGAAAAGAGGAGUACAACAAGGCACGUGCACGAAUAUUUAACUCUAGUAGUUUAACCAGUGGUGCUAGUGCAAAACCAGAAACUGAAGCAAGAUACCAAGAUAGUUCUCAGCAUGGUUUAUUGGGUGUGUUGAAGACAGAAGAAAAAUCCUCUACAGGAAAUUCAGAUAUAAAUCCUGGUAGAAGUUUGAUUGAAUCUUCUACAAGUAGCAAUAGAUCAGCUAGAACUAGGACAGAAAAGGAACCAAUUAGCAGGUACAGACCGAACAAUAGGGUGGCCAUUUUUCGAGACCGUGAAGUUGAUAGGAAAGAUCCUGACUAUGACCGGAGCUAUGACAGGUAUAUGCAAAGGUUUGAUCCUGGAUUUGGAUUCAAUGGUGGUCCAUACACCAUGCAGCCACUGUACACCCCUGCAUUGAAUUACAACACUGAAUUUCCACAACUUGGUUCCAGCCAUAGGCCACAGAUAUCUGCAGAACACCAACCUCAGCCGCUCCCUCAACAUUUGCCUGGGCCAUGGGCUGCCCCAUCAGCCCCUGCUGGAAUGAGUUAUGGGCAUCCAGAAACAAUGAUGCAACCGUUUAAUCCAAAUCAAAUUGGUGCACGCUCCACAUCUGCCGUUUACUUGCAUUCCUCCCAGUAUCCCUGUCAGCGUCCAGGAAUGCCUUUUAUCCAUCCUCAUGAACAUGUUCAGCCUUUUUCACAGUCUCAUCAACAACCUGAUGCAAAUUUUGGUUUAGCCCGGCCCCGGUGAGGGGCUUGGGCCAUGCCUGCACCCUGCCAGCUGGAACUUGCGCUUGAAAUAUUAAUAGGAUGCUGUAUCCCAGCUUGCAGGCGUGCAGGCAUAAGGAUCCGAGGUGGAUGGGAGUGGACAUUUUGCAUUAAGAUCCACUCCACCAGCCUCGGUAUCAAUUAAAGCUUCUUCUAUAUGUGAUGAAGAAGCUCAAAGGCUCGGGGGGAUCUAUAGGUGAAUGAUUGUGAGCCUUGUCUUACCUCUGAUGAUGAUGAUGAUGAUGAUGAAUGAAAUCAGAAAAGAAUUGACAUAGCUGGAAAUGCUGUUCUCUGGUUGGAAGAAGACCCGUUAAGAGCCAAAAGGGAAAAAUACAUGAAGGUUGUUUUGGUUCGAGGUGGUAUUUCAGUAUUUGGGUCACAGCGGCUUGGUUGUGCAGCCCUUGAAAACUCUGAUCACCACUUUAACUGCGCCUCAAAGACUUGUUUACUAGAAUUAUGAAGUGGAUCUUGUUGUGUAUCAUAAUAUCUUUCGGACUGUAAUGGUAUCUAUGGAUCACUAUCUACAAUUUGAUCAGUCACCUGUAAUCUAUUUGCAGAUUUUAGAAAAGAUAUUGAUUGGAGGAGUUUAACUCUCUAAAAUUCUUCUCUUUAUUCAUCUGUUGAAAUUGCCUUCUUUGUUACUUAA